AUGUGUUAUUGGGUGGCCGUACAAACGGCCGCGGGGGCGCAAAUCUUCCUGGUCGCCGGCAAAUGGCACCGCGGGGCGCCCCCGGUGUCACGCCGCGACGGUUACCCCAGGAGCACAAUGAGCACUGCCGCUGGGAAAUAUUGCGGCUUCGCUCGGGCAUUUCUUCCCUUCCAAUUUCCGGGAUGGCUGGCCACGGAUAAACCUCUGCGGAGGAGCGCCCGUCUUGUGCACGGAUUCGAGCCGACACAAGUUGCCGCCUGUUACUCGCUCCAUGAAUCCGAGUUGUCGCCCGCCCAUUAUCACAGUGCUCACCUUAACUCGGGGCCCUUUGUAAAGAAUACGGCGCGGAAAAAAUUGAGCCCGAAACGAAAUGAGAGCCAUCAAACGCUUAGCCAGAUCAAAGUGAAUUGGGCUUUUACCGGAGGGUGGGGACUGGCGAUGAAUAUGGCUAAAUUUAAUCGGGACAAGCGAUUAUCCAGAGCUCUGACCACUUUAAAGAUUGGGCGCAGCGUGGCCAAUGGACGCGCGGCCAGUUCAAAAGCGGCGGUUUACGAGCGGCGGGCGGCGUCUUUUUGCCGUUUUGGCGCCAAAAUUGACAUGUUUAGAUCGUCGCGCGACUCCAGGUCGCCGUACCGAGCUACUAGGUUAUACUCAAGCGCUCAAAUUAUUGCUACACCCGAGGAAAUAUCGCCCACUGCUCGCGUCUUCUUCUCUAUUGAACUUAGAGUAUUGAUGGCUAUUGUAUGGGCAUGGCUUCUUCAUCUACUC
Molecule: messenger RNA, 768 nt
Organism: Iphiclides podalirius (scarce swallowtail)
Lineage: Eukaryota; Metazoa; Arthropoda; Insecta; Lepidoptera; Papilionidae
Source: the annotation of a GenBank genome assembly